GUGUCAAAGGUACUGGAAGAAUGGAAGCCCAAGUUCCCCAGCAUCCUAGAAGACAUCCUUGCCGCCGAGGUGCCCGCUAACAUCGGUGGGCCCUGUAUAUGUGGCAACGCGCUAGCUACGGUACGAUGCCGGGACUGCCUGCAAGGCGCCCUCCAAUGCCGCCAAUGCCUCGUCGACAGCCACCGUCUAUCACCUCUCCACUGGAUCGACGUCUGGAAUGGACGCUGCCUAGAGAGGCAGGACAUGUCUGAAGCCGGUCUCGUACUCUACCUGGGACAUAACGGGCAUCGGUGCCCAUCUCUCCGAGGAACAAAACACCCCAUCGUAUACACCGUCACACACAGUAACGGAAUUCACCGUGUACCCGUCCAUGAGUGCUGUUGUCCCGACGCGCGCGGCACUGUCUCGCAACUUCUUCGGGCCGGAUUGUUUCCCGCCACCUUGGAACGACCCGAGAGCGCGUUCACCUUCGACGUCCUGCGACAAUGGGAUAUGCACUUCCUUACGUCGAAAAAGGGCACAUACGACUACUACGAUGCCUUGCGGCGGCUGACAGACAACUCGGGCACUCGAAUCGUCAAGAAUCGCUAUCGUGAACUCAACCUCGCAGGUCGUCUUUGGCAACAUUUAACUGCACUGAAACGGUCGGGGAUGCACCACGACCUGAUCCUUCCCAACCGACCCGCAUCCAUCGCCGUUCCGUGUUUUGCUUGCCCAUGGCCAGGUUUCAACAUGCCUCCCAAUUGGCAACAGACACCGCCCGACCUUGCUUAUAUACACGGAUGCGAGCUCGGCGGAGAUGGAAACCACGGACUGCAGAAGAAACGGAAACGGGACGAUCCAGCAGAUGUCAGCCUGGGCGAAGGACGGGGUUUCUUUGUUGACCCGAUGAAGAUGCAAACGUACCUGGCCGAAAUCGACGCCGAGGCAGCUGUGAGUACUCCACAUUACCAGCCGGAGACUUGCAGUGGGUUCAAAGUAGGCCGAGCUCAGCGACCUGGAAAGUUCCGCAAUCUAGAGGUUAGCGGGGUAGUCGCAGUCAUAUGCAUUCGUCACGGGUGCUUCAGACCGGGUGCCAUGGUUGAUCUUCAGAAGGGCGAGAGGUAUGUCAACGCGUGCCAGAGUAUUCAAUUUGCUAACAUCACGUCAGAUAUGGUCAUAUGGACUUCGCUUUGGCGGGCGCCCUCGCAGGGAUGGAAGAGGUCCUGCAUUUCAUCUUCACCUACGACGUCGCGUGCAUCUAUGGCAUCAACCUUCGUAACCGCUUCGGGAAGCGCUUCCCACAUCUCCUUCCGCUGCUCGACCGAAUGCAGCUGCUUCUUCCGAAGCUCCACAUGCUCGCCCACAAGGAGCGCUGCCAGAUAUUGUACGCGCUUUGCUACUCUUGGGGGGCUGGGCUCUCGCACGGGGAGAGCGUGGAGCACCCGUGGGCGGAACACAACCAAGUCGGCCUCAGCACCCGCGAGAUGA
Messenger RNA from Fomitopsis serialis, 1470 nucleotides. RefSeq lists its product as uncharacterized. The record is from RefSeq and is a predicted model, not a curated record. The transcript is spliced from 4 exons. Lineage: Eukaryota; Fungi; Basidiomycota; Agaricomycetes; Polyporales; Fomitopsidaceae. The annotation marks the transcript as partial.